Messenger RNA from Pocillopora verrucosa, 437 nucleotides. Its product is annotated as ragulator complex protein LAMTOR5 homolog. Lineage: Eukaryota; Metazoa; Cnidaria; Anthozoa; Scleractinia; Pocilloporidae. The record is from RefSeq and is a predicted model, not a curated record. Gene Ontology annotation, molecular function: guanyl-nucleotide exchange factor activity. Gene Ontology annotation, cellular component: cytoplasm; lysosome; Ragulator complex. Gene Ontology annotation, biological process: cellular response to amino acid stimulus; positive regulation of TORC1 signaling.
UUUCAUGUAAAGCAGAUGUCACAUACAUCACACGAUUAAUUUGAACGAAAUUGCCUUACAGACUUUGACGAUGGAGAAGUCCUUAGAUUCUCAUUUAGAUGACAUAAUGUCUGAACAUGGCGUUAUUGGAGUAUUAUGUAGCGAUCAACAAGGACUUGCUUUAUCAGCUAAAGGUACUGCAAAUCCCAUUCAUGCAGGACUCAUUUCCUCUUUGGCAGAAGAUGCAAAGAAAUUAGAUCCCAACACGACACCAGUCAUCUGUUUAGAGUCAGAUGCAUGUAAUCUUCUUGUGAGAUCAGAAGGAGAUGUCACAGUUGCCAUUCAUAAAGUUCCUUCAUAAACAAAGAAGAAUUUGAAUUUGGAGUUUUCUUUCCCAAAAAGAUUAUUGGUAACUGCAUUUUUAAUUGAUUGUAAAGAAAAAAUAAUUUAUUUUUGAA